GUUUAUUGCUGACGUAGGAGCUUCGUGGUAGUUGGAAGAUUCGCGGGAAAUGUCUGAAAACAAGUCGGCUCUGACGUGAACGCGUACAACUUCAACCGGAGUUUGUAGUUUAACCUUUCAGACUUACCAGAUAAAAUAUCAGUGUCUUCAUAUAACGUACGCCCUGAAACGGAGAGAGUUUUAACGUUGGCUUGCUUAACUGAGGAACUCCACGCACACAGCAUUGUCAACGACGCUAAUCGGUUAGCUCAGCGGUAACAGUCCUCCACAGCCUUUUAGCAACGAUAACGGCUAAAUCUGUUCUCCUAGGACGGCGGAAACAGCGGCGCACAUACAACGGGCACAGAUAAAUGCACAUUAAACAGUGAGAACAAUGGCAGAGAGGCCAGAAGACCUGAACCUUCCCAACGCGGUAAUCACCCGCAUCAUCAAGGAGGCGCUCCCAGAUGGGGUGAAUGUGUCAAAAGAAGCAAGAAGAGCCAUAUCCCAAGCAGCCAGUGUGUUUGUGUUAUAUGCCACCUCCUGCGCAAAUAAUUUUGCUAUGAAGGCCAAGCGAAAAACUCUGAAUGCAGGAGACGUCUUGGCUGCAAUGGAGGAGAUGGAGUUCGAAAGGUUCCUGGAGCCCCUCAGAGAAGCUUUGGAAGUGUAUAAACAGGGACAGAAGGGAAAGAAGGUGUCUGAGCAGAAACGGAAAGAUAAAGAGAAGAAGGUCGACACAGAGAAUAAUAAGAGCAGAGAUGAGGAAGGAGAGGACGACGAUGAGCGCAUGGAAGAGGAGCCUGAGGUCGAGAAUGAAGCAGAGGAGGAGGAAGAGGUGGAGAACUGAUAACAUUCUCCCCACAGAGAACUCCAUCACAUACUCUGGGAUAAUCCCUGGCCAAACGGGAUAUGUGUGCGUGCAGCUCAGCGUCACCAUGUAUCAAAUGAUAAUGAAAUGUGAGCUGAAAACGGGUGACUUCUAGCCUGAAAACAUGCAACACAAAGCACAAAGAAGCCACCUGUCUAGAUAUGUCAUGUGACCUCCAAUUUUGGAUAAAAGAAUAACAGACAAAAAAAAGAAAGAAAAAAAAAGAAAUGCACAUUUGUUUCUGCUCCCUGACGUGACAGUUUUUCUACAUGACAAUGAAGGGAAUAUGUCUGGAUUUCAGACAAAAUAAAACAUUUUAAAAGAUGUCAUCUUGUUCAAACGUCUCCAAAAAAAAGUAUAUUAAAUUGCAAUAAAUAGAAUUAAAAACUGUGUUACCUUUAUGUGUUAAGAAUUGAAAAGACGAAAUGAAAUCACUGUGAUUUCUUUGCAUAGUCUCCUAAGCCAAAGUUCUGAAAGUAGAGUUGGAACACGUGUUAUCAUAUAGGAACUUUAAGGCAGAUUCUGCCAACAUUUGGAUUUAAGUCUGCGAGAUUGAAGUUGUCACUAAUAUUGGGUACAAAAAUGCAUAUUUAUGGCUUAUCCCACAACUACAACUGAUGUGCAUUGAGACAGUGUUUGUAGUGAACUGCUGUUGGGUUUUAUACCUAGAGAAACUAGUUGUUUUGUUGUUUUUGAACAAUUUAUACUUUUGUAGACUUGUAUACAAGUGGCUAAGAUUUUUAAUAAAUUUGUAUAAAA
Messenger RNA from Pelmatolapia mariae (spotted tilapia), 1606 nucleotides. It is a transcript of the gene pole3, whose product is annotated as polymerase (DNA directed), epsilon 3 (p17 subunit). The record is from RefSeq and is a predicted model, not a curated record. Gene Ontology annotation, biological process: heterochromatin formation; leading strand elongation; DNA damage response. Gene Ontology annotation, molecular function: protein heterodimerization activity; chromatin DNA binding. NCBI's taxonomy places the organism in Eukaryota, Metazoa, Chordata, Actinopteri, Cichliformes, Cichlidae. Gene Ontology annotation, cellular component: CHRAC; epsilon DNA polymerase complex. Bases 374 to 826 code for a protein of 150 amino acids. The transcript is spliced from 4 exons.